Molecule: messenger RNA, 549 nt
Organism: Canis lupus familiaris (dog)
Lineage: Eukaryota; Metazoa; Chordata; Mammalia; Carnivora; Canidae
Product: solute carrier family 22 member 9-like
Exons: 3
Coding region: 1-549 (182 amino acids)
Source: RefSeq, a predicted model, not a curated record
AUGGAACUGUUGGUAGGAUUGUGGCUUCACACUACCUCAGUGGCCUUUCAGGACAUCCUGGAUCAAGUUGGAGGCCUGGGAAGAUUCCAGAUCCUUCUGAUGGUUUUCCUUUGUAUCUCCAACCUCAUAGUGUACCCUCAUGUUCUAUUAGAGAACUUCACUGCAGCUAUCUCUGGUCACUGCUGCUGGGUCCACAUCCUUGACAAUGACACUGUCACUGCUAACAGCACUAGGAUCCAUAGCCAAGAUGCCCUCUUGAGAAUCUCCAUCCCACUGGACUCAAACUUGAGGCCAGAGAAAUGUAGUCGCUUCAUCCGUCCCCAGUGGCAGCUCCUUCUCCUGAAUGGGACCUUCCCCAACAUAAGUGAACCAGACACAGAGCCCUGUGUGGACAGUUGGGUAUACAACGAAAGCUCCUUCUCCUUCACCAUCAUGAUUGGGUGGGACCUGGCAUGUGAAUCUCAGUUACUAAAGUCAGUGACUCAAUUCCUAUUUAUGGAGAGGGUGCUGCUGGGAAGUCUGAUAUAUGACCAUUUUUCAGACAGGUGA